Nicotiana attenuata is the source of this 711-nucleotide messenger RNA. RefSeq names its product RNA-directed DNA polymerase homolog. Lineage: Eukaryota; Viridiplantae; Streptophyta; Magnoliopsida; Solanales; Solanaceae. The coding region runs from base 1 to 711 and encodes 236 amino acids. The transcript has 2 exons. The record is from RefSeq and is a predicted model, not a curated record.
AUGAGAAUGUGUAUUGAUUACCGACAAUUGAAUAAGGUAACGAUUAAGAAUAAGUAUCCACUGCCGAGGAUUGAUGAUUUGUUCGACCAGCUUCAGGGUGCCAGGGUAUUCUCCAAGAUCGACUUGCGGUCUGGCUACCAUCAGCUAAGGAUUAGGGCAUCUGAUGUCCCUAAGACAGCUUUCCGUACUCGGUAUGGGCAUUAUGAGUUCUUGGUCAUGUCAUUUGGGUUGACCAAUGCCCCAGCGGCAUUUAUGGAGUUGAUGAACCGAGUGUUCAGGCCAUAUUUGGAUAUGUUCGUGAUAGUCUUUAUUGAUGAUAUCUUGGUGUACUCCCGCAGCCAGGAGGAGCACGAGCAGCACCUUAGAGUGGUUCUUCAGUCUCUGAGGGAUAGUCAUCUAUAUGCCAAGUUCUCCAAGUGUGAGUUCGUUGCAGGUAGUGUGAUUUUUGUGGAGUUUCAGAGUUGUAGUGGUCUAAGUGAAACUUCUUUUAUGUCCGAACAAGCCAUCUUCUAUUUGGGAUCCAUUGGAUUGCUUGGAGAGUAUUGUCCUACGUCAAGAAAAAAGAACCAUCAUUUCUCACGUUGGGUUUACUGUAUGCAUCUCGGAUCAUUACAGGAAGAACACAUUGACUUCUGUGGUUGCUGCAAGGCACAACCUUCUGCCGACAUACUGUGCAAUUGUUCUGCUGAAGAAUUCUCUGAAGACUCCUAA